Molecule: messenger RNA, 861 nt
Organism: Poecilia latipinna (sailfin molly)
Lineage: Eukaryota; Metazoa; Chordata; Actinopteri; Cyprinodontiformes; Poeciliidae
Gene: ostf1
Product: osteoclast stimulating factor 1
Exons: 10
Coding region: 119-763 (214 amino acids)
Biological process (GO): signal transduction
Molecular function (GO): protein binding
Source: RefSeq, a predicted model, not a curated record
CAAGUUUUCCGCUUAAGUUAACUUCCUCAUUAGCAGCGUUAGCUUCAAAGUGAUCCAGAGUUCAGCGUCGUCUCUGUCUGAACCAUCAUUUCUUUCGGUUAGUCUUCGAGCCUCACAGAUGUCUAAGCCUCCUCCCAAGCCGGCCAAGCCAGGCCAAGUGAAGGUGUUCAGAGCGUUGUUCACCUUCGAUCCCAGAACGCCAGAUGAGUUGUACUUUGAAGAAGGAGACAUUUUGUACAUCUCAGACACGAGCGACUCUAAUUGGUGGAAGGGGACAUGUAGAGGGAGGACAGGACUAAUUCCUAGUAACUAUGUUGCUGAGCAGGCAGAAUCUAUUGAUAAUCCAAUGCAUGAAGCAGCUAAACGAGGUAAUAUGAGCUGGCUGAGGGAAUGUCUGGACAACAAGGUUGGGAUUAACGGGCUGGAUAAAGCGGGAAACACUGCCCUCUACUGGGGAUGCCACGGAGGACAUAAAGAUGUGGUGGAGUUGUUGCUAAGCCAGCCCAACGUGGAGGUCAACCAGCAGAAUAAACUGGGAGACACACCACUGCAUGCUGCUGCCUGGAAGGGUUACUCUGACAUCGUGGAAAUGCUGCUUGCUAAAAAUGCGAGGAUAGACAUCAAAAACAACGAGUGUAAACUGGCUGUCGAAAUGGCCACCAACGCCCAGUGUGCUUCACUCAUCAAAAGGAAGCUGGGAACCACCAUCACCCGGACACAUAGCAACGCUGAGGAGUAUUUGGACGACGAGGACUCGGACUGAGCCGGCUCCGGCUCCGGCUCGGUCAGACCGUUUUCGCUGUUUUACAUUGUUGGUUCUCUGGAGGUCGUGGAACUUUUAAGUUUUGUUUUUGUUGUUUU